Messenger RNA from Humulus lupulus (European hop), 2542 nucleotides. RefSeq names its product primary amine oxidase 1-like. Gene Ontology annotation, biological process: amine metabolic process. The coding region runs from base 388 to 2352 and encodes 654 amino acids. Lineage: Eukaryota; Viridiplantae; Streptophyta; Magnoliopsida; Rosales; Cannabaceae. The record is from RefSeq and is a predicted model, not a curated record. The transcript is spliced from 4 exons. Gene Ontology annotation, molecular function: primary methylamine oxidase activity; quinone binding; copper ion binding.
UUUACAAUUAAGGAAAAGCUGUACAGAGAAGGAAGUUAAUGGUACCCUUCACUCCAAAUCAUCAAGGCAAAGCAACAACAAUAAAAUAUAACAACUGCCCUUGCUCAAAAUAAAAUAAAAGAACUUAAAUAAAAAACAAAAAAGCCCAAGUCUUACAAAUAAAGGCUCAGUGGACCAUCAAAGCCUAGGAAGCCCUUCAUAAUAUAUAUAUAUAUAUAUAUUAAUAUAAACACACAUUUAUAAUACUAAGAAUGGUCUAUCUCAACAGAAUUCCUCGAGUUAUUCAAGUGUUCCAUAUUAUGUAAUAUAAGGACAGUAAGUUGUCUGUUUGUGCCAAAACCUUCCAUCAUAUUCUUUUGAAAGAGUACUAAAAGGUAGUAUAUAUCCAUGACUAAACUACUUGUGGCUCUAGUUAUGAUCCUCCAAUGUUGCUUCACUUCUAGCACCACAUCCCACCCAUUGGACCCUCUUACCCCAACUGAGUUUAACCAAAUACGACACAUAAUUCAGAAGUCUCACCUGGGUUCUCUUCCUAAUCUGACUUUUCACUUCGUUGAUGUCCAUGAACCAGAGAAGGAAGAUGUCCUCAAAUGGCUAUCUUCAAAUGGUAAACACCCUAGUCCUCCGCGCCAGGCCAAGGUGGUGGCUCGAGCUGAAGGUCAGACACAUGAGCUCGUCGUUGACUUUUCCACUAGCUCAAUACCAUCAGACCAAAUCUAUACUGGUCAUGGUUUCCCUCCUUUCACCUUCAUCGAGCUUUUCCGAGCUAGCCAACUACCUCUAAACUAUCCCAAAUUCAAAGACUCAAUUUCCAAAAGGGGUUUGAAUUUGUCUGAAGUUUCUUGUGUACCAUUUACAGCUGGUUGGUUUGGGGAGCAUAUCAGCAGAAGAACUCUCAAAGUUGGAUGCUUUUACAGAGGAGGAACCUAUAAUGUCUGGUCAAGGCCUAUAGAAGGAAUAUUCAUGUUCGUCGAUGUUGAUUCGAUGAAGAUAUUAACAUACAGCGACAGAUUCAGAGCCCCGUUGCCUAAAGCAGAAGGCACCAGUUUCCAAUCCGAAGGAAAGAAGUCAAAUUCUCAGUCAGGCAAUUCAACAAACAAGUCAUUUGCAAUAGAAGGUAAUAAAGUCAAAUGGAAUAACUGGGUUUUCCAUGUUGCCUUUAACGCUCGAGCUGGUGUAAUCAUAUCAGCAGCGUCAAUUUUCGAUCCCACAAACAGAAAGUUCCGUCAAGUCCUGUACAGAGGACAUGUAUCAGAGACCUUUGUACCGUACAUGGAUCCAACAAAAGAAUGGUAUUUCAGAACUUUCAUGGACAUUGGCGAAUUUGGGUUUGGAAGAUCAGCUGAUACCCUUCAACCAUUGAUUGAUUGCCCAGAAAAUGCAGAGUAUUUAGAUGGGUUCAUGGCUGGACCUGAUGGGCAGCCUCAAAAAGUCUCAAGACCCAUUUGCAUCUUUGAAAGGUACUCCGGCGACCUUGCUUUUCGACAUACAGAGAUUAACAUUCCCGGGAAAGUGGUGAGAAGUGGUCAACCAGAAAUAAGCUUGGUGGUGAGGAUGGUAGCUACGGUGGGAAACUAUGAUUAUGUUCUCGAUUGGGAAUUUAAACAAAGUGGUAGUAUUAAAGUUGGGGUGGAUUUGACAGGUAUUUUGGAAAUGAAGACAACGCCGUACACAAAUAACGAACAAAUUAACGGAAAUGUGUACGGAACAUUAGUAUCUGAAAACACCGUCGCAAUUAACCACGACCACUUCCUCACCUAUUAUUUGGACCUGGAUGUUGAUGGAAACGACAACUCUUUCGUUAAAGCUAAACUCAAAACGACAAGAGUUGGUGGCGCCACGACAUCUCCACGGAGGAGUUAUUGGACGGUCGUUAGUGAAACCGUUAAAAGUGAAGACGAGGCUAGGAUUCGACUUGGCGUGGAGCCAGCCGAGCUAUUGUUUGUGAAUCCGAAUAAGAAAACGAGGCUUGGGAAUCACGUGGGUUACCGGCUGGUCGCCGGGAAACCGGCUAGCGCCCUUAUGGCCGAUGACGAUUACCCCCAGAUUAGAGCGGCCUAUACUAAGUACCAAGUCUGGGUGACUGCCUAUAACAAGUCAGAAAGGUGGGCUGCUGGGUUCUAUAGUGAUGGAAGCCACGGUGAUGAUGGCUUGGCCGUUUGGAGCCAGAGGAAUAGAGGUAUUGAAAACAAGGAUAUAGUAAUGUGGUACACAGUGGGAUUUCAUCACAUUCCAUGCCAAGAAGACUUCCCCUCAAUGCCCGCACUUCAUGGUGGAUUUGAGCUCCGACCAGCUAAUUUCUUUGAGAGCAAUCCAUUAUUAACUCCUAAUAAUCUUAAAACACCCACCUAGCUAAUCCCUUUUUAAUUAAUGAUUACGUAUAUUAAUUAAAGUCAACCUUAAUGAUUCUUUCAUAUUCAACUCUACACCUCCUUUCAUCACUAUUUUUUAUUUUCACGUUCUUCAUUCGUAUAUUAUUUAAUCGAACUUGAUGUAAUUCUUCAUAUUAGUUGAAAAAUAAAUAUAUAUAUUUAUAAUAAAA